Colletotrichum higginsianum IMI 349063 is the source of this 1680-nucleotide messenger RNA. Its product is annotated as WSC domain-containing protein. The transcript is spliced from 3 exons. The record is from RefSeq and is a predicted model, not a curated record. Bases 1 to 1680 code for a protein of 559 amino acids. Gene Ontology annotation, molecular function: peroxidase activity; heme binding. Lineage: Eukaryota; Fungi; Ascomycota; Sordariomycetes; Glomerellales; Glomerellaceae. Gene Ontology annotation, biological process: response to reactive oxygen species; cellular response to oxidative stress; hydrogen peroxide catabolic process.
AUGAACGCAUCUUGUCGCUCGUUCAGUCGUUCGUUCGUUAACCCGCACACAAGUCCGUCCAUCAUGAAGCAGGGCAUCCUCGCCGCGCUCGCUCUGGCAUCCGUUGCCAGGACGGAGUAUGUCUGGCCGUCGCCUUACGAUGAGAUUGAGGAUCAUCUCUCUCUGCAAUCGGGCUACCUGCGCAGGGGCUUCAUAGAUGGCGUCAUCAACUGCGGCUUCGGCGGCAAUGUCCCAGGCCGCCAAAACUCGGCCGAAUGGAUCCGCGCUGCCUUUCACGAUAUGGCCACACAUGAUGCUACCGCCGGCACUGGCGGCCUUGACGCCUCCAUCUUCUUCGAGCUGGACCGUCCCGAGAACAUCGGCGCCGCCUUCAACAACACCUUUGGCUUUUUCAGCAGCUUCUACUCCGUCCGUGCCUCUGCCUCUGACCUGCUGGCCAUGAGCGUUCUCGUCGCCAGUUUCAGCUGCGGCGGCAACAAGAUGCCCUUCCGAGCCGGCCGCAUCGACGCCCACGAAGCCGGUCCCGCCGGUGUCCCGGAGCCUCAGACCGACCUCAAGACCACCCAAGACGCCUUCACCAAGGCCGGGUUCAACACGAGCGACAUGAUCGCCAUGGUCGCCUGCGGUCACACCCUGGGUGGCGUCCACAGCGUCGACUUCCCCGAAAUCGUCGGCGUCGAGGCGGACCCGAACAACGACACCAUCGCGCACUUCGACGUCGAGUUUUCCCGCUUCGACCACGGCGUCGUGACCGAGUAUUUGGACGACACGACCAAGAACCCCCUGGUGGCCGGCACCAACGACACGCUCAACUCGGACAAGCGGAUCUUCUCCGCGGACGGCAACAAGACGAUGCAGGCCAUGGCCGAUCCCGCCGCCUUCCAGGCCACCUGUGCCGACAUCUUCACCCGCAUGAUCGACACCGUGCCCGCCACCGUCAAACUGACCGAGCCUAUCGUCGCCACCGACAUCAAGCCAUACAUCGGGGGCCUGUUCCUCAAAGAUGACGGCAACAUCUCCUUUACCGGACAGAUCCGCAUUCGCACGUCCGCCGACACCGGCCGGGACCCUUCCGAUCUGUCCGUCCAGUUGACUUACGCGGACCGCAAUGGCAACGGCUCCAACGCCAUCACCACCCGGAAGGCGACUUUCCAGGGCGGCUCGGCGUCCGGUCUCUGGCGAGAGUCGUUCCACUUCUGGGAGUUCGACGGCACCAUCAGCCCCGACGUCGGCAUCAGCAAGUUCUACAUCCACGUCACCAAGACGUCGACGAACGAGACCGUCACCUACGACAACGCGGGCAACGGCUACCCGAUGAGCGACGUGGUCCUGUACCAGAAGUCGCAGUCCUGCCUCGGCGACCCGGUCGACGGGAAGCUGGCGCUGACGGUCAAGGCCCUCGUCCGCAAGGACCGCGCGCCCACGGCCGCCGGCGGGCUGACGCUGGAUCUCGUCCGUGAGAUCCGGAGGCAGGGGGUGAUCGUCCCCAAGCUGGAAGUCGAGACCAUCGACUUCCAGUCCGCCGGGCAGGACAGGGGCCAAUGGGCCGUCUACACGGCCGGUGCUGACCUCGACUCGCUCGGCUGGAGCACUACGUUUGACAUCAAGUUGGGCGGAGACGACCCUGUCGAGGUUGCGUUCCAGAAGACAACCGGCUUGGGAUCGAAUGUGUGCAGCUGA